AUGGACGAAAACUACGACGUUAUUGUUUUAGGUACUGGCUUGACCGAGUGUGUCUUGUCAGGUAUCUUAUCCGUUGAAGGCAAAAAGGUCUUGCACAUUGACAGACAAGACUUUUACGGGGGUGAGUCUGCCUCCCUUAAUCUUUCCCAGUUGUACUCCAAAUUCAAACCAUCCUCCCAAAAACCAGAACUCAAGGGCAGAGACAGAGACUGGUGUGUUGAUCUUAUCCCCAAGUUCUUAAUGGCCAACGGAGAAUUAACAAACAUAUUGGUCAACACCGAUGUCACCCGGUACAUGGAAUUCAAACAGAUUGCUGCCAGCUACGUCUACAGAAACGGCAAAAUCGCCAAAGUCCCCUCCAACGCAAAAGAAGCUUUGGCUUCCUCCUUGAUGGGCAUUUUUGAAAAAAGAAGAAUGAAGAGGUUCUUAGAAUUUAUCCAAAACUACGACGAGGACGACGCAUCAACCCACCAGGGUUUCGAUUUAGACAAAAACACCAUGAACGAGAUUUACACCUAUUUUGGAUUGGAAAACGGUACCAAAGACUUUAUUGGGCACGCCAUGGCAUUGUGGUCAACCGACGACUACUUGAACGAAGUCGCCCGUCCUACCUACGAAAGAAUCAUGUUGUACGCCUCGUCUGUCGCCAAGUACGGCAAGUCGCCAUACAUCUAUCCAUUGUACGGGUUAGGCGAGUUGCCACAAGGCUUUGCCAGAUUGUCGGCCAUCUACGGCGGUACUUACAUGUUGGAUACCCCAAUUGACCAAGUGUUGUAUGAGGGAGAGGGCCCAGAUAAGAAAUUUGCCGGUGUGGUCACCAAAGAGGGUACCGCCAGAGCCCCCAUCGUCAUUGCCGACCCAACAUACUUUCCAGAAAACGUCAAAAAGACCGGCGCCAAAGUCAUCAGGGCCAUUUGUAUUUUGGACCACCCCGUCCCUGGCGUUGAAUUGGACUCGUUGCAGUUGAUCAUCCCCCAGAACCAGGUUGGCAGAAAACACGACAUCUACGUUGCUGUGUUGUCGGACGUCCACUGUGUUGUUCCAAAGGGGUACUACCUUGCUAUUGUUUCCACCAUCAUUGAAACCGACGCCCCACACGUCGAGUUAGAACCUGCGUUCAAAUUGUUGGGCCCCAGAGUGGACACAUUAAUGGGUAUCGCCGAGUUGUACGAACCAGUUGACGACGGCACCAAAAACGGAAUCUUCCUCUCCAAGAGCUACGACGCCUCGUCACAUUUCGAAAGCACUACAGACGAUGUGAAGGAUAUUUAUUUUAGAAUCACUGGAAAACCAGUGCAAUUGAAGAAAAGACCUACAGCAGAAGAAGAAGAAGCUCUCCAAGGUUUAUAG
This is a messenger RNA of Candida dubliniensis CD36, 1350 nucleotides long. RefSeq names its product Gdi1p (gene GDI1). Lineage: Eukaryota; Fungi; Ascomycota; Pichiomycetes; Serinales; Debaryomycetaceae. Gene Ontology annotation, biological process: small GTPase-mediated signal transduction; vesicle-mediated transport; protein transport. Bases 1 to 1350 code for a protein of 449 amino acids. The transcript has a single exon. Gene Ontology annotation, molecular function: Rab GDP-dissociation inhibitor activity. Gene Ontology annotation, cellular component: cytoplasm. The record is from RefSeq and is a predicted model, not a curated record.